Solea solea (common sole) is the source of this 3372-nucleotide messenger RNA. Its product is annotated as sodium/potassium-transporting ATPase subunit alpha-1. Bases 145 to 3213 code for a protein of 1022 amino acids. The record is from RefSeq and is a predicted model, not a curated record. NCBI's taxonomy places the organism in Eukaryota, Metazoa, Chordata, Actinopteri, Pleuronectiformes, Soleidae. Gene Ontology annotation, biological process: sodium ion export across plasma membrane; potassium ion import across plasma membrane; intracellular sodium ion homeostasis. Gene Ontology annotation, cellular component: membrane. The transcript has 23 exons. Gene Ontology annotation, molecular function: ATP binding; P-type sodium:potassium-exchanging transporter activity; ATP hydrolysis activity.
GCAGCCUAUCUUCUCUGCUCUGAGGAGUGAGGGAGGCACAGGAAGGCAUAGAGAGAGAGAGAGAGUGAGAGAGAGGCGGAGUAGGAAAGUUGCAAUUUAAAAAAAGACAAUUGGAUUGAUAGUCCUCACACUUGAAUUGCAACCAUGGGGCUCGGAAGAGGCAAAGAUGACUACAAACUGGCGCCAACGUCAGAUAACAGCAAGAAAGCCAGGAAAGCCAAGGAGAAGAGGGAUAUGGACGAGCUGAAGAAAGAAGUUGACCUGGAUGAUCACAAGUUAACCUUGGAUGAACUCCACAGGAAGUACGGAACUGAUCUCGCCAGGGGUCUUUCAUCCACCAGAGCAAAAGAGAUCCUGGAGAGAGACGGCCCGAAUUCCCUCACACCUCCUCCCACGACACCAGAGUGGGUCAAGUUCUGUCGACAGUUGUUUGGCGGUUUCUCGAUGCUGCUGUGGAUCGGUGCCAUCCUCUGCUUCCUCGCCUACGGUAUCCAGGCUGCUUCAGAAGAUGAGCCUGCCAAUGACAAUUUGUACUUGGGUGUUGUGCUGUCUGCCGUCGUCAUCAUCACCGGUUGCUUCUCCUACUAUCAAGAGGCCAAGAGCUCCAGGAUCAUGGAUUCCUUCAAGAACCUGGUCCCACAGCAAGCCCUGGUUGUUCGAGACGGUGAGAAGAAAUGCAUCAAUGCUGAGGAGGUGGUGGUUGGAGAUUUGGUGGAGGUCAAAGGUGGAGACAGGAUCCCCGCUGACUUGAGAGUCGUCUCUGCUCACGGCUGCAAGGUGGACAACUCCUCCCUGACUGGUGAAUCAGAGCCACAGACUCGUACUCCCGACUUCUCUGCCGACAACCCACUGGAAACGAGGAACAUCGCUUUCUUCUCGACCAACUGUGUUGAAGGUACUGCCAGAGGAAUCGUCAUCAACACUGGAGACCGCACUGUCAUGGGUCGUAUUGCCACUUUGGCUUCCAGCUUGGAGGGCGGCAAAACUCCAAUCGCCAUUGAAAUUGAGCACUUUAUCCACAUCAUCACUGGUGUCGCCGUCUUCCUCGGUGUUUCUUUCUUCGUCCUCUCACUCAUUCUCGGGUAUGGGUGGCUGGAGGCCGUCAUCUUCCUCAUCGGUAUCAUUGUCGCCAACGUGCCAGAAGGUCUCCUGGCUACUGUCACUGUGUGUCUGACCCUGACCGCUAAGCGCAUGGCCAAGAAGAACUGCCUGGUGAAGAACCUGGAAGCCGUGGAGACGCUGGGCUCCACCUCCACCAUCUGCUCCGACAAAACCGGCACCCUGACCCAGAACAGGAUGACCGUGGCCCACAUGUGGUUUGACAACCAGAUCCACGAGGCCGACACCACAGAGAACCAGAGCGGCGCCUCCUUCGACAGAAGCUCGGCCACGUGGGCCAGCUUGGCCAGAGUCGCCGGACUCUGCAACCGUGCCGUCUUCCUGGCUGACCAGAGUAACGUCCCCAUCCUGAAGAGGGACGUGGCCGGUGACGCCUCAGAAGCAGCUUUGCUGAAGUGUAUCGAACUGUGUUGUGGAUCCGUUCUUGGAAUGAGGGAAAAAUACCACAAGGUUGCGGAGAUUCCCUUCAACUCCACCAACAAGUACCAGCUUUCUGUCCACAAGAACGCAACUCCUGGCGAGACCAAGCACCUCCUGGUGAUGAAGGGAGCCCCUGAGAGAAUUCUGGACCGCUGCUCCAGCAUCGUGUUGCAGGGCAAAGAGCAGCCUCUGGACGACGAGAUGAAAGACGCUUUCCAGAACGCUUACGUUGAGCUGGGAGGACUAGGAGAGAGAGUACUGGGUUUCUGCCAUUAUAACCUGUCCGACGACCAGUUCCCAGAGGGCUUUGCUUUUGACACCGAUGAAGUGAACUUCCCCACUGAGAACCUCUGCUUCGUUGGCCUCAUGUCUAUGAUCGACCCUCCUCGUGCGGCUGUGCCUGACGCCGUCGGGAAAUGCAGGAGCGCUGGAAUCAAGGUCAUCAUGGUCACUGGUGACCAUCCCAUCACAGCUAAAGCUAUUGCCAAGGGUGUGGGUAUUAUCUCUGAAGGUAACGAGACUGUUGAGGACAUCGCUGCCCGUCUGAACGUCCCAGUCACAGAGGUCAACCCCAGGGAUGCCAAAGCGUGCGUCGUCCACGGCAACGACCUAAAAGACAUGACCGCGGAGAACCUGGACGAUUUGCUGAAGCACCACACUGAAAUCGUCUUCGCUAGAACCUCCCCUCAGCAGAAGCUGAUCAUCGUGGAGGGCUGUCAGAGACAGGGCGCCAUCGUGGCCGUGACAGGUGACGGCGUGAACGACUCUCCCGCUCUGAAGAAGGCCGACAUCGGUGUCGCCAUGGGAAUCGCCGGGUCCGACGUCUCCAAACAGGCGGCUGACAUGAUCCUGCUGGACGACAACUUUGCCUCCAUCGUCACUGGCGUCGAGGAAGGUCGUCUGAUCUUCGACAACUUGAAGAAGUCCAUCGCCUACACUCUGACCAGCAACAUCCCCGAGAUCUCGCCCUUCCUCCUCUUCAUCAUCGCCAACAUCCCCCUGCCGCUGGGAACCGUCACCAUCCUCUGUAUCGACCUGGGAACCGACAUGGUUCCCGCCAUCUCACUGGCUUAUGAAGCAGCCGAGAGCGACAUCAUGAAGCGACAGCCCCGAAACCCCAAAACAGACAAGCUUGUGAACGAGAGGCUCAUCAGCAUCGCCUACGGACAGAUCGGUAUGAUGCAGGCCACCGCUGGGUUCUUCACCUAUUUCGUCAUCCUGGCUGAAAACGGCUUCCUGCCCAUGGACCUUUUAGGCAUCAGAGUGCACUGGGACGACAAAUUUGUGAAUGACCUGGAAGACAGCUACGGACAGCAGUGGACGUACGAGCGCAGAAAGAUCGUAGAGUUCACCUGUCACACGGCGUUCUUCGCCAGCAUCGUGGUCGUGCAGUGGGCCGAUCUGAUCAUCUGUAAAACGAGGAGGAACUCCAUCAUCCAGCAAGGAAUGAAGAACCGUAUCCUCAUCUUCGGGCUGUUUGAGGAGACGGCUCUGGCUGUGUUCCUGUCAUACUGCCCAGGCAUGGAUGUCGCACUCAGAAUGUACCCACUCAAGCCUUGUUGGUGGUUCUGUGCCUUCCCUUACUCCCUCCUCAUCUUCCUGUACGAUGAAGCCAGAAGAUAUGUACUCAGACGAAACCCAGGCGGCUGGGUCGAACAGGAGACGUACUACUGAGUCCACGCGACACAAUCACGGAGGGAGCAGUCCGGUCUUUCAUCGUUGUAUGUACUGCUGUGUUACAUGUCCGGAAAAAAACAAAAACACACACAAAACAUUGAUAAGUUAAUAUCUUAAUGUAUUUCACUCGAAAUAAAACAUUUCUGUGCCACUGGA